AAAUUUUAAGUCAUACUUAGAAAUAGUUUCAUCUUACAUACUCUAAUAUUUUUAAAGUUCAUCUUUUUUAAAUACAUUUACAAUUUAAAUAUCACAUAUUUUAUAUAUUAUGGCAGACAUCAGUGAAGAAGAUGAAACACUUAAAUUAGAGCAAAAGCACAAGAAAGAAAAAAAAGAGCUACAAGCGCAAAUUCAGGCUCUGAAAAAGGCUGCCAAAAAUGAUAAAACAAAGAAAAAAGAACUCAACGCAGAAAUAACAAAAUUAGAAUCUAAUUUAGAAGAACGCCAUAGAAAUGAAAUUGAAACAAAUGGAAAUGGUACAAGCCCUGAAAUAGAAUCAGAUGUACAAGUUGUAGAAAGCGAUAUUAAACCAAAAAUUUCAAAAGCCCAAAAACGCAGAGAUAAAAAAAUACAACAAGAGAGAGAUCGUGAGAAAGAAAUCAAAAUGCAGGAAAUAGAAAAUAUCAAUGGACCUCGAAACAUAGAGAAUCAAGCAAUAAGUAAACGAUUAGAAGAAAGAAAUUUGAAAAUUUGCCCAAUACCUUCGGAUGGUGAUUGCCUUUAUAAAGCUGUUGCCCAUCAAUAUGAACUUAAGUAUGAUAAGAAAUUACAAGUAGAUGCUUUAAGAGAUAGUGUAUCCCAGUAUAUUUUAGAACACAAAGAAGAUUUUAUGCCAUUCCUCACUAAUACUGAUACAAAUGAAAUGCUAACUGAUCAAGAAUUUGAAGAAUAUUGUGAUAAAAUAAAAAAUACAAAGGUGUGGGGUGGACAGUUAGAGAUAAGGGCCAUUUCCAAUUGUUUAAAAUGUCCCCUUACUGUGAUACAGGCUUCAGGACCUGAAGCAAUAGAACAAGGUACCGAGUUUCCUGGUCAGGCGCUAACCAUUUCGUACCACAGACAUAUGUACAGUCUAGGGGAACAUUACAAUUCUACUCAAAUUAUCAAUAAAAAUGAUGUUAAGUUAGAGGCGUAAGUUUUGUAUAGCGUCAACACAAACCACUACUAUAAACUUCUGAUUAUCAGUAGGAAUGAAUGGACUCUAAAUAGUCAAUAGAAUUAAGACAAGUAUUAUUUGAAAAUAUUUUAUUUACAUAAAAAUAGCAGUAUCAUAAUAAUUGGUUAAUGUACUGACUUAAUAAAAAAAUACCAUUUACUUUUGUAUUUGUAAAUGAUGUUUUUUUUUAACCCUUUAGCUGCCAAAGUGAUUGUGUGAUGCUGAUUUUGCAACAAACUAGAGAGUAUGUUGACUUUCUUUAUUAACUUUUGAUAUAUUUUCGAUUAAUAGAGUAUUCUUAAAGGCAGUAGAUACAUAGUUUUAGUCUAUUCAGGAACAGCAUCACCAGGGUGUGACGUGCGCCACAAGGUCAAACAAUAUCAUAUUUUUUUUAAAUAGUCAGUUCCAUCAUCGUUAUUAUGAUAAUAUGUGUGUUUUAUUUACUUAUUGUUAUUAUUAUUUG
Messenger RNA from Vanessa tameamea, 1457 nucleotides. RefSeq names its product deubiquitinase OTUD6B. Gene Ontology annotation, biological process: protein deubiquitination. The record is from RefSeq and is a predicted model, not a curated record. NCBI's taxonomy places the organism in Eukaryota, Metazoa, Arthropoda, Insecta, Lepidoptera, Nymphalidae. Gene Ontology annotation, molecular function: cysteine-type deubiquitinase activity. The transcript has a single exon. The coding region runs from base 110 to 973 and encodes 287 amino acids.